AUGAAGCUCUUAUCCACCUCUCUCUUCUUUGCCUAUGUUGCACCGUCUGUUUAUUCUCAGACCAACUCUACUAAUCAAACGCUUACCAACACCACCAACACCACGGAACCUGAAGUGUGUCCAUGCAGGUUCGAGGGCAACGAUGAUGACGACUGCAUUGUCUACGGAUCGCUCGAUGGAGACCUAAAGGCUUGGCCCAAGGCCGAUCAGGCAUGUUUAGACGCUUAUCAAAUCAAGGUCGACGCUCCUGAUCCAUCCAGUACCUGCUUGAAUGCCAAUUCUUUUGUCUUGGCACUCCGAUUGGGAGAUCUGUCCUCUUCCCAGGCCAAAUUCGGGUUGGGGACUCCUUAUGGAGGUUUCUUUGAAGAAUCCCCCAUGAAUGCGAUGCUACCAGUCCUCAAGGAGAGCAUCACCAUUGCUGGAACUACCUACGAUUGCGAGGCAUCCUCGAGCAACUGUUACAAUGCCAUGAAGCCUUACUUUGAAUCCAACGCGAUGGGAAUGCAGGAAAUGGAGGAUGUUUGCGACACAUUGCAGGGCACUGUGUUUGUGGCCCGAGAAACAGAGCAAUCCGUCUUGAGAACCCGCCUCUGUACCGAGUACCGAGAACCCGCCACCAUCGUUUCGGCAUGCUCCGAUAUCUUUGACGCCCUGGAACCCGAGUUAGUUAAAUUUAGCACCAAGACUUGUGGUGGAUUUGGUACUGGUCCUGGCAGUCGCACAUUGCCUGGAUGUUCCGCAUCUACGGAUGCUGCCACAAGCCUUGGAAGUGGCUACAACCUAUUCUUGGUAUUGGCGAGCAGUAUUGUUGGACUACUUGUACUCGUAUAG
This is a messenger RNA of Cylindrotheca closterium, 831 nucleotides long. The record is from the annotation of a GenBank genome assembly. Lineage: Eukaryota; Bacillariophyta; Bacillariophyceae; Bacillariales; Bacillariaceae.